Messenger RNA from Xyrauchen texanus (razorback sucker), 6428 nucleotides. Its product is annotated as nascent polypeptide-associated complex subunit alpha, muscle-specific form-like. The record is from RefSeq and is a predicted model, not a curated record. The transcript is spliced from 5 exons. The coding region runs from base 319 to 5325 and encodes 1668 amino acids. Lineage: Eukaryota; Metazoa; Chordata; Actinopteri; Cypriniformes; Catostomidae.
GAUUGUGUGCGCGUGCGUGCGCCGACCGCCGUUUCAUUCUCUCUGCCAGAGACGCGGUAGACGUUGAAUCAGCUCCAACGAGUCUGGCUCCCGGUUAAAGCUUGUCUACUGGCUUUUAUCUCACACGUUGUCGGCUUUCGUCGAUUCACAGUUCCGACAGGACCAACAAACGGUGGUACCGACUGGGCGUUGCUGGAGAAAAGCGCUUAAGAUUCGGUCAGUUGUAGCUGUCUGAUAGCAGAAGACUCUGACUAGUGGACUGAGUCCUGGGUUCCUGAUUCCUCUUCUACUGAGACGGCCUACCAGGACUAGGAAAAGAUGAAACCGGAUGGUGUUGACACAACAACAAUGGAGCCAAUGGAGGCAUUAAACGCAGGUCCUGUGAUGGAGGUGGUGGCGCCAGUGGGUGAAGCUCAAGACCAGUGUUUGCCCGGCAUACAAACAGAAGGUGAACCACAGCCAACAGAGGCACAUUUAGCAACCAACAAGACUGAAAAGGACAAGUCUGCAGACCCCAAAGCAAAGACAAAGGCUCCUGUCAAAACAAAGGCCCCCACUGCUGGAACCAAGGUGUCCUCAACCAGCUCCCGUCCCAGCACUGGCCAAAGCCGCUUGACAAAUGGAAUGCAGAAGCCACAAACUAAUGGUGUCAUCAAAAAGACCACCACUGGAGGCCUGGAGAAGAGCUCCUCAACCACUGCUGCCCCUAAAAAAACUAGUAGUACUGCACCCACAACCAAGACCCCUACCAAGGUGGCUGAGAAAAAGGCAGUGGGGAUGGCAAGACCUCCGAGUGCUUCAACUAAUGGAGUUAAGACAACAGGGACAGCGCAACCAAUCAAGAAAGUCCCUGCUGCACCAGCUAAUGAUCUUAAAUCCAAACCAAAAGCUAUAGCUCCAAGACCCGCCUCGGCAUCCACCACCAAGCCCAGCACCACUGGUUCUCCCAAACCUGUCUCCAAGACAACCAGACCUGCUGGAUCUGCUCCCACUGCCCGGUCUUCCCCUGCCACUCCAAAGCCAGUGACACCCACAACUGCCGCCAAGACAACUACAUCAGCAUCCAGGCCAACUACUGCUACACCCAAGACACCAUCCACCACUGCUAAACCCUCUUCUGCUAAAACCACAGCGCCCCCUGCUGGCCGCACACCCACUCUGCCCCCUAAGACCACAACACCUGUCAAGAAAGAUGUCAGCAAGCAGCCAUCUACCCCAGUGGCUAAGAAGCCCUCUGCCUCUCCGCUCACCCGGCCAGCACCAGCCAAGACCACCAAACCCGACACCCCCAAGUCAGCCACCUCUGCCAAGCCAGAAUCGGCCUCCAAGAAACCUACAACCUCCAGCAAGGCAGCAGAUGCUAAGACUAGUAAACCCAAGGACAGCAAGGCUACACCUUCUAAGGAGGUCAGCGCAAGCACCAAGACCACAGGCAGCAAGCCCAGUGCUAAAGCAAGCAGUCCAAAGAAGGCAGUUGGCAGCAGCACUCCAAUGCCAGUGAAGCGUGGCCCUAAAGCUACUCAGUCUGCAGAUGCUGCAGCCACAGAGGGUGAGAAGGAUGAUGUGGUACCCACUGUGGCUGUAGCUGCAGCCACAACUGUAGCUGCUGCUGUUGCUGCUUCCAUGGCAAACACUGAGGAAACACCAGAAGACUCAGCUACACCUGUUCUUCCUGCUUCCUCUGAGGAGUCACCUGAGGACUUGCUUAAACCUGUCAUUCCUGCUGUCUCUGAGGUUAAAUCUGAAGACUUGUUUACAUCUCAUAUUCCUCCUGCCUCCAAGGAGGCAUUUGAAGAAACAGUUCCAUCUAUCAUUCCUCCUACCUCAGAGGAUGUACCAGAAGACAAAGUUACACAGGUCAUUCUGUCUACCUUUGAGACACCUGAAAUCACAACUGUCAUUCCUCCUGCCUUUGAAGAGGAACCUGCAGAUAAAGUUUCACCUGUAAUUCCUCAAACCUUUGAGGAGGCCCCUGCAGAUAAAGUUGCACCUGUCAUUCCUCCUACCUUUGAGGAGGCACCUGCAGAUAGAGUUGCACCUGUCAUUCCUCCUACAUUUGAGGAGGCACCUGCAGAUAGAGUUGCACCUGUCAUUCCUCCUACAUUUGAGGAGGCACCUGCAGAUAACGUUGCUCCUGUCAUUCCUCCUACAUUUGAGGAGGCACCUGCAGAUAGAGUUGCACCUGUCAUUCCUCCUACAUUUGAGGAGGCACCUGCAGAUAGAGUUGCACCUGUCAUUCCUCCUACAUUUGAGGAGGCACCUGCAGAUAACGUUGCUCCUGUCAUUCCUCCUACAUUUGAGGAGGCACCUGCAGAUAAUGUUGCACCUGUCAUUCCUCCUACAUUUGAGGAGGCACCUGCAGACAGAGUUGCACCUGUCAUUCCUCCUUCAUUUGAGGAGGCACCUGCAGAUAGAGUUGCACCUGUUAUUCCUCCUACCCUUGAGGAGGCACCUGCAGAUAAAGUUGCACCUUUCAUUCCUCCUACCUUUGAGGAGGCACCUGAAGAAACAGUUAUACCUGUCAUUUCUCCUACCUUUGAGGAGGCACCUGCAGAAAAAGUUGCUCCUGUCAUUCCUCCUACUUUUGAGGAGGCACCUGCAGAUAAUGUUGCACCUUUCAUUCCUCCUACCUUUGAGGAGGCACCUGAAAAAACAGUUAUACCUGUCAUUUCUCCUACCUUUGAGGAGGCACCUGCAGAUAAAGUUGCUCCUGUCAUUCCUCCUCCUUUUGAGGAGGCACCUGCAGAUAAAGUUGCACCUUUCAUUCCUCCUACCUUUGAGGAGACACCUGAAGAAACAGUUAUACCUGUCAUUUCUCCUACCUCUGAGCAUACACCUGAAGACACAGAUGCACCUGUUAUUCCACCUACCUUUAAUAAGGAAUCUGAAGAAAUGGUUACAUCUGUCAAUUCUCCUAACUUUGAGACACCUAAAGUUACACUUGUCAUUCCUCCUGCCUCUGAAGAGGCACCUGCAGAUAAAGUUGCACCUGUUAUUCCUUCUACAUUUGAUGAGGCAUAUGAAGAAUCAGUUACACCUGUCAUUUCUCCUUCCUCUGAGGAGGUGGAACACAUCUAUCCCCAAGACCCCCAGAGCAUGGACUUUUAUAAAGAUGACAGUGCCAUGUCCCAACUGGCUGCUCAAGUUGACCUGGUCAGCCUGGAGGAACCAGUGCCUACUGUGUCUCCCCUGGGCACCACAGUAUUGUCCCCUCCAUCCUCUCCCACCGAACCAAUGCCCAUGCCAACUGAGCUCAAGAGCUCAGCUCCCUUUCUGGGCUUGCAGGGUCCAGCUGAACCCUGGGCUCAGAGCAUGUCACUGUUCCCCAGCACUGUCACCCCAGAGAGCCAGGAGCAGGAUGAAGAAACAGUGCAGGAUGAUAUAAAGAUUUCCUCCUCUGCAGCAGAGAAUCUGAUGGGAGACUUUGAUCUGCUAAGCUCCACUAGUGCAGAUCACUUCAGAAGUAAAGCUCCUGUCUCCACCUGUCAAGAGAGAGAGGAGGAAGUGGAGAAAGCCGAAGAAGAGAUUAAUGAAGACAUUCAUGAUGAUGAUGAUGAGGAAGUGGAGGAGGAGGAGGCGGCGGAGGAAGAAGAAGAGGAGGAGGAGGAGGAGGAGAAGGACGAAGUAAUUGAGGUUGACAUAGAGCAAGCAAUGCCCCAAAAAGAGAUGGAGGAUGAUUUUAAAAAAGGAGUGGCAGAUUUUGGCAGCUCUGAUUGGGGUAUGAUGAAAUCAGAUGACAUACACAGUGGUCACAAACUUGAUGCAGAAGUGACAUCUCCCUUCAGUGCAGAAAACUUCAUGAGUGAAGCAGAAAGGGAACAACCAUUCACAGGUCCUCCUGGAAUCCAGUCUUUCAGCGAAGAGGAGGAUGAGGAAGAGGAUGAGGAUAAAGAAGAAGAGCAUGAGAAGGAAGACAUGGAUGCAGGUUCAGAACAAGAUGAACAUCACACACAUCAAAAAGAAUUAGAGGUGAUGGAAGAAGAUGUGGAGAUGGUCAGUGGAGGCAUGGCUGAGAGUGGACUUGGGGUUUGUGGAAAUGAUGGUGAUAGUGUUGAUGAUGACAAUGACAAUGAUGAUGAUGGUGAUGAUUACACAGAGGAGAGGCAUCUGGGUCUGAACAACAUGGGCCACACUGCACCAGCACCAUCUAUACCUGUCACAGAAGUCUGGAGUCAUUCCAAUCCAUUCUCCGAUCCCUGGGCACAGCCCACUUCCAUUUUGUCUGAAUCAAGCUUGCUGGACAUGAGAACUGCAGAUUCAGAAACCCACACCAAUUUUGCCACUUAUCCAGACACAACCACCAAAUUUUCAGCUGAUACAGACACCCCGCCUAAAUCUCCAGCUCGGGCCUUUCUAGAAAUGAGUCCACCCCUGAUCCAGACUUCAGAACCUCAACAUGACAUCCAAGAGGAGACAGACAGCUCAGUCCCAGCAGAGUCAGGCAUCUUGGAGGCACCUGCCAACAGAAUUUCCCAAUCCAGCACUCUAAGUGGGACAGCCCUGGCUGCCCACAGCAGCAGUGAGACCAGCACACCAGAGGAGCUUCAAGACUACGAUAGCAGUUCAGGUGUAGAGUCCCGAUCAGACAAACAGCAGACACCAAUCCCUACCAUGCAGACAGACAUGGAGCAGGACCUUGGUAUCCAUCUAGAGCGUGGCGAUGGGGAGGAGGAAGAGGCAGAAACACUGCCUGCAGAUGAGGUGAUGGGUGAUGCUACAACAGCACCAGCCUCUGUUCCAUCCUCACCCUCAACUUCUGGUGAUGAGGCCAGUGAUACAGAGGGUGAGAUGCAGAUCAAUUACCCUGAUGUUGCGGCUGAAGAGAGCACUUCUGUCUCCCACAACCUUGCUGCCCUGGAGGAAGAUGAGGAGGCCCCUGAGCACAUUGGUGAGGAAGAUGGCGAUACUCCUCAGUCAGCCAACUCUGUGGCCUCCUAUGGUUUUGACUGCUCUGCAUCUAACUCCAAUGCCCACUCCACAGCUGAGAGCUGUGGGAAGAGUCCAGGUAUCUUUAGCCUGGAAAAUGAGGAGCAGCUUCCAGAAGAGGCUAAGAAUCCCUUUUUCAUCAAGGAGCUCACACUCCCAGCAGCUUCUGCUUACAGCGACGACUUGUUGGGCUGCCCAGUGGAUUUGCUGCCUAUCAGUGAGCCCAAAGAGAGCGAUGCCGGCUUUGACGAGAAGACAGAUCCAUGUGCUAUGGCGGAGAUGGAUCCUGAGUCCCCCAUGCAUCUCUCACCCCAACAUGGGGACCAUUUAGAUGGCCAACCACCCUACUACUCUGCUAUAUGUGAUAAGACUGAUAACUUUCUGGCAGGUAACGUAUAAAGUCCCUCCUUUGGAAUGCACCUUGUCUACCCUAAACCCCAUGCCCACCACCCUUUGUUCAACAUUUCUUCCAAAUGUGGGGUUAGCAAGAAGAAAUGCAUAGUAAUAAGUAACGGAUGGGGGAAGAGAAAAGGAGAGCUUUCAUGUGAGGGAUUAUUGCUUUGUCUGAGCUGCUCUCUGUUCUUCAAUUACCAUCAUCAUGGUUAUGAUUGUAUGGCUUAAAGUUAUGUAUGUACAGUAGCUUUUCUCAUUUUCCAGUAGAAUGUACUUUUUAAAUAACACUGCAUUUCAUAGCACCCCUGAACCUGCAAUGUUAGAAAAAGUUAAGAUGAAGUCCUUUAAUGAAAGGAGAGAAAAAAAAAGAGUGAAGAAAAAAAGAAACCCAUGGGAUGGACUCAACCUAUCUUUGUAUUUAUCCUACUGUUUUUACCGAAAAAAUGUCAAUUUUUUUAUACUUUGUUUUUUUUUUCUUGUUUUUUGUUUGAUUUGUUGUCAAUAUCCCUGUCUUACCUAAAUGUUUGUACACACAUCAGUUUUCCUGCACUGUAAAGCUAGCUUUAUUGUCAUUUUAAACUUGUUCCAGUGUCCAGCCCUAGCUUUUUUAGCAUUAAAUACUGGUUAGAUAUUCUACAGAAGCUUUUCUCUCAAGUGUUUGACAUAGGGAGGUGUGUUAGAUGGCAAGUCAUACUCAAUUUCUGUUGUGUUUUAGUUUUGGGCUAACUUUCAAGAACUGCUGAACAUUUUUGUGAAAGGUAACAUAGAUUCUCAUUAGCACGUAACUUAACUGUUUUAAAGUACUGGGCUCAGAUUGAUCUGGAUUAUUUCAUUUACAGUAGUUGGACAUUUGUACUUCGGAACAGGCUAACCAUUUCUGUUUAUGGAAAUUAAAGAGUGUUUUCCUGGAUUUGUAAAUCUUAAAAUGAUGCUCACAGGUCAAUGUAGUGUGAGCAUUGGGACAUUUGAACAAGAAUUGGAACCUGCAUGUGCAACUAAUUAAGAAAUUGUUAUCUUGGUAUGAUUCCAAACAUAAUAUAGCGACAUUAAUGAUUCUCAAUAACUUCAAGGUUAUUUCAAAAUUCCAUUAAACAUCAUUCAAGACUGUC